UCCGGCGCGCCGCGAGGGCAGCCGGGACGGGUUUUCCUAGCGAGCCGAGGUGUGCUACUGCUGCUGGUGCCGCUGAGCCGGUGCCGCGGCGACGCCCGUGUCCCUGCUGUCUUCCUCGGGCUCCCCGGGGCUUGACCCCCGGGGCUCUCGGCAGGCGUCGGUGAAGAGCCUGCAGAGAGAACCUGUGCUCCCACACCCGCCCUCUACAAUCCCAUAUCACGACUCCGAGGAAGGGGAGAGAGAGGGGCUGUCGCGACUCCGUGCCGUGUGUCGCCGGGCGGGGCCGCGGGGCCGGGGCUCCUCUAGCCCCCGGGAUGCGCGCGCGAGUCCUCGUCUCCACUUCCUUGUUGCCACUGCCACGACUGGAGCCGCCUCUCUCCGACAGCGGGGAGCGCGAGUGCGCUGGCCAGCCCCCCCGUCGAGCCCCCUGGCCGGGCGCCUCCGGGAAUGUGAGCCGCGCGGCUUGCACGCUUCUCCGGCCAUGGAUGCAUCAUAUGAUGGUACUGAGGUAACUGUCGUGAUGGAGGAAAUUGAGGAAGCCUACUGUUACACCUCCCCUGGGCCACCCAAGAAGAAGAAAAAGUAUAAAAUACAUGGAGAAAAGGCCAAGAAACCCAGGUCUGCUUACCUUCUGUACUAUUACGACAUCUACCUGAAAGUGCAGCAGGAGCUCCCCCACCUCCCUCAAUCUGAGAUCAAUAAGAAGAUUAGUGAGAGCUGGAGGCUUCUCAGUGUGGCCGAGAGGAGUUACUACUUGGAGAAAGCCAAACUAGAGAAAGAAGGUUUGGAUCCUAACUCUAAACUCUCUGCACUGACCGCUGUGGUUCCGGACAUCCCAGGUUUCCGCAAGAUCCUCCCUCGCUCAGAUUAUAUCAUCAUCCCCAAGAGCAGCCUGCAGGAGGAGCGGAGCUGCUCUCAGCUAGAGCUGUGUGUGGCCCAGAACCAAAUGUCCCCUAGAGGACCAUCCCUUGUGUCCAACACUGCCUUGGAGACAGUGCCCAGCCAUGCAGGCAUGGCAGAACAAUGUCUGGCUGUGGAGGCCUUAGCUGAGGAUGUGGGAGCCCUUGCCCAGCCAGGUGCUGUACAGGAGAUCACCACCUCAGAGAUCCUCGGCCCGGAUGUGCUCCUAAAUGAGGCUUCCCUGGAGGUAGGGGAGAGCCACCAACCUUACCAGACAAGCCUGGUAAUUGAAGAGACCUUAGUGAAUGGCUCACCAGACCUCCCCACUGGAAGCCUGGCUGUGCCCCACCCCCAGGUUGGGGAGAGCAUGUCAGUGGUAACAGUCAUGAGGGAUUCCAGUGAGAUUAGCUCCUCUGCGCCAGCUGCACAAUUCAUCAUGUUGCCUCUUCCUGCCUACUCGGUUGUGGAGAACCCCACCUCCAUCAAACUGACUACUACGUACACCCGACGGGGCCAUGGGACAUGCACCAGCCCAGGCUGCUCCUUCACAUAUGUCACGAGGCACAAACCACCUAAGUGCCCUACCUGUGGUAACUUCCUAGGAGGGAAGUGGAUCCCAAAGGAAAAGCCAGCCAAAGUCAAAGUGGAAUUGACUUCUGGAGUCUCCUCCAAAGGCUCUGUGGUUAAAAGAAAUCAGCAGCCUCUCACCUCCGAGCAAAAUUCUGCUAAGGAAAACUCUUCCAACCUGACUCUGGAGAACUCAGAAGCUGUAAGCCAGCUCCUAAGUAUAGCUCCUCAAAGAGACGUGGGUGAGGAGAAUGAGUGGGAGGAAGUGAUCAUCUCAGAUGCCCAUGUUUUGGUCAAGGAAACUCCUGGGAAUCGUGGUACAGCAGUCAUUAAGAAGCCAGUGGUCAAGAGUGGUGUGCAGCGUGAGGUCUCUCUGGGGACAACUGAGAAUGACAGUCCUGGACUAGACGUGCCACCACCAGCUGAGGGGACCAGCACCUCCAAUUCACUCCCUGCUCCUAAAAAGCCUACAGGAGUUGACCUGCUUAUUCCUGUGCCCAGAGCCCCAGAGCUUAAAGGCAGAGCACGGGGCAAGCCCUCGUUACUGGCUGCAGCAAGACCCAUGAGAGCAAUUCUUCCAGCCCCAGCUAACGUGGGUCGAGGCAGCAGCAUGGGACUGCCCAGGGCCAGGCAGGCCUUUCCCCUGAGUGAUAAGACACCCUCUGUGAGGACUUGUGGCCUGAAGCCAAGCACGCUGAAGCAGCUGGGCCAGCCCAUCCAACAGCCAUCUAGCACUGGUGAGGUGAAGUUUGAAAUUGAAAACCCUGACAUGGACCACAUUGGAAUAGGAAUAUCAAGUCUGCCAUCUCCCUUGCCGUGUGCUCUCUGUCAGCUACCAAAUGGCCCAGCCAACAGGACAUCUCAGGUGAAAGUUGUAGAGGUCAAGCCUGAUAUGUUUCCUCCAUAUAAGUAUAGCUGCACCGUCACACUGGAUUUGGGCCUGGCUACAUCAAGAGGUCGGGGAAAGUGCAAGAAUCCCUCUUGUAGCUAUGUCUACACCAAUCGGCAUAAACCGCGGAUUUGUCCCAGCUGUGGUUUUAACCUUGCUAAAGACCGGACUGAGAAAACCACCAAGGUUCUCGAGGCGAGCUCACCACUCCCGGAUGUGCUGAGCGCCACAGAGCCCCUGAGCGCAGCCCAGAGGGAGAUCCAGCGCCAGUCAACGCUGCAGCUGCUGCGCAAAGUCCUGCAGAUUCCUGAGAAUGAGUCAGAGCUGGCUGAGGUCUUCGCCUUGAUUCAUGAACUCAAUAGCUCUCGACUCGUCCUGUCCAACGUGAGUGAGGAGACGGUCACCAUCGAGCAGACUUCUUGGUCGAAUUAUUAUGAGUCUCCAUCCACGCAGUGCCUUCUCUGUAGCAGCCCAUUGUUCAAAGGGGGACAAAACUCCCUGGCCGGGCCUCAGGAGUGCUGGCUGCUGACAGCCAGCUGGCUGCAGGUGGUGACUGCCCAGGUGAAGAUGUGUCUGAAUCCCCAUUGUUUGGCCCUGCACAGCUUCAUGGACAUCUAUACAGGUCUCUUUAAUGUGGGAAACAAGCUGCUCGUGAGCCUGGACUUGCUUUUUGCAAUCCGAAACCAGAUCAAGCUGGGAGAGGACCCCAGAGUAUCCAUCAGCACUCUUCUGAAGUCAGUGCAGGAUCAGACAGAGAAGACUCUUACCUCAGAGGAGCUGAGCCAGCUGCAGGAGCUGCUGUGCAACGGCUAUUGGGCUUUUGAGUGCCUCACUGUCCGAGACUACAAUGACAUGAUCUGUGGCAUCUGUGGUGUGGCCCCCAAAGUGGAAGUUGCCCAGAGGAGUGAAGAAAAUGUGCUGGCACUAAAGAGUGUGGAGUUCACCUGGCCUGACUUCUUGGCCUCUAGUGAGGUAAAUGUGGAGGACUUUUGGGCCACGAUGGAGACAGAAGUGAUUGAGCAGGUGGCCUUCCCCGCCAGCAUCCCUAUCACCAAGUUUGAUGCCUCUGUUAUUGCCCCCUUCUUCCCACCACUCAUGAGAGGAGCUGUGGUCGUCAACACUGAGAAAGACAAAAACCUGGAUGUGCAGCCAGUACCUGGCAAUGGCGGUGCCUUGGUACGGCUGCUCCAGGAGGGCACCUGCAAGCUUGAGGAGAUCGGCUCCUACAGCGAGGAGGAGCUGCACUGCCUGUUGAGGCAGUGUGGCAUCCCCUUCGGGGCAGAAGACUCCAGGGACCAGCUCUGCUUCUCCUUGUUGGCCCUCUACGAAUCUGUUCAGAAUGGAGCCAGAGCUCGACAGCCCCCACCUCAUCUCACAGGGGGUAAAAUCUACAAGAUGUGCCCUCAUCAGGUGGUGUGUGGCUCCAAGUAUCUUGUGCGGGGCGAGAGUGCCCUCGACCAUGUGGAUCUGCUCGUCUCCUCCCGCCAUUGGCCUCCUGUUUAUGUGGUCGACAUGGCCACACCAGUGGCCCUGUGUGCUGACCUCUGCUACCCAGAGCUGACCAACCAGAUGUGGGGGAGGAAUCAGGGCUGUUUCUCUAGCCCCACGGAGCCACCUGUGAGCGUGUCCUGCCCAGAACUCUUGGACCAGCAUUAUACGGUGGAUAUGUCGGAGGCUGAGCACUCUGUCCAGCACCCGGUCACCAAGACUGCCACACGGCGCAUCGUCCACGCAGGCACACAGCCCAGUCCUGGCGACCCCAGUGCUGGGCACCACUCCUUGGCCCUGUGUCCUGAGUUGGCGCCCUACGCAGCCAUCCUGUCCUCCUUUGCGGACAGCAAACCAAACAGCGUCCGCCAGCGGCCCAUUGCCUUUGACAAUGCCACCCACUAUUACCUCUACAACCGCCUCAUGGACUUCCUUACCAGUCGCGAGAUUGUCAACCGGCAGAUCCAUGACGUUGUGCAGAGCUGCCAGCCUGGCGAGGUGGUCAUCCGAGACACCCUGUACCGCCUCGGGGUUGCUCAGAUCAAGACGGAGACGGAGGAGGACGCUGAGGAAGAGGAGGUGGCCACAGCUGCAGAGUAAGCCGGGCUCUUGUGCAGGGACCGCACCAUCUCUCUCAAGCCAUAGUAAGGCCCUUGCCCGAGGCAGAUCCAUCCAGGGGACCAGCCUCUGAUGCUGGGACUGACCAAAGAGCUUCCAUUUCCUGAGCACGGUGGAGCCCAGGGUCCUUGGUUCUCAACCUUCUGGGGGUCGGGACAGGCACCAGGACACUCUUUGAGUGGCACCAUAUGUUCAGUAAAGGGGCAGGGAGGCUGAGAGAAGGCAGGUAGCUGCUGGCUUCCCAGGGGUGCCUGUGGGUCGGGGUGGAGGUCCUGGGUGGGCUAAGGCUGCUGAGGUUUCCCUCCCCCCCCCCCCAGGGACACCGUUUCCAGCCCCUGCGGCCUGUUGCCUUUGACUCGGGGCCUUGGGGGCUUCAUUAGCUCCAGGGGUCCUUCUCCCAGAGGAGGAAUGCAUUCCCUCUGCACCCACAUCUGGGAGCAGCUGAGAAAGGGUGAGCCACAACUCUCUUCCAGGCCUAGCCUCCCUGCCCCAAGCUUUGAGGAAGAGGAUCCCCUUCCUCCUUUCCUGGUCACUGCUGCUGCAGCCUGCAUCCUCUCUGGACCCUCAUCACAGAGGGGAUGUGGCCCGUGAGCAUGAUGUAACCUGGGGGCAGUAGGAAAAACUCCCUUCUGUGAAGGGUAAGCAGACUGGGCCAUAAGGAAACAGCAGGACUGGCUCAAGUGCCCAAAGUUUGCUUAGGGCACGGGAAUUGGCCGUGUUAUUUAAUUUAUUGAGAGGAGUGGAAUAGGUGGCUUUUUUCCCCUCCCUCUUCCCCGACCAGAAUAAAGUUUAUUAAAUUAUA
Messenger RNA from Delphinapterus leucas (beluga whale), 5264 nucleotides. NCBI's taxonomy places the organism in Eukaryota, Metazoa, Chordata, Mammalia, Artiodactyla, Monodontidae. The record is from RefSeq and is a predicted model, not a curated record.